UGCCGAUUCAAAACAUACCACAGGUUUAUUUGGCGAUGUAAGGGACCUUCAUAUAGCCUGCGGAAAUAUAUAUUAUAUAUGUCAUUUGAUCCGUUGCACUGUUUCUGGUAGUUUCUGUCUCUUCAGAGAGACUUGGCUGCCUGUCUUGGUCAGGACAAUCCUGUAAAAUACAUUUCAAUCACAGUUAUAAUGCUGCUGGCUCAGAUAAAUCAGUCCGCAGAUUUCCAGCACGAGGGAGAUGCUCAGGAAGUCACUUUCUGUUUAAGCGAGACCGUGGGGAUUGCAGAUGGUGAUCAGAGCAUGGACACCGUCAGUCUGCAGGCUGUGACUUUAGCAGAUGGCUCCACUGCAUAUAUACCUCACAACACUCAAGACAGCAAUAUAGUAGAAGGACAGGUGAUCCAGUUAGAAGAUGGGUCUUCUGCUUAUGUGCAACACAUCGAUCUUCAAAAAGCAGAUGAGUCUAAUAACUGGGCUGGCUCAUCUGUGUGUGAUGUUGUUGAUAAUGAGAACUUAAGACUGGAGGAAGCUCAGACGGUGCAGUUAGAGGAUGGAUCUACUGCUUACAUCCACCACACUGGGAAAGAUACAUAUGAACCCAGUACCCUGCAGGCGGUGCAGUUAGAGGAUGGCUCCACCGCUUACAUUCAUCACGCUGUUCAGGUGUCACAACCAAACACCAUUCUGGCCAUCCAGACGAAUGGCACGGUAGCAGAUAUACACACAGAAGCAGCCAUUGACCAAGAAACAAUCAAUGCUUUGGAGCAGUACACAACCAAGAUUGAAGAAAUCGACUCUUACGCCGACUCUGAGCUGAUCACCAGUGAUCCUCACGGUGUUAUGGAGAUGCAGAUCGUUCUUCAGGGUCAAGGAAUUCGCAGUAAUGCGCAGCAGCCGGGAGAGAAAUGUUUUCGGUGUAAUUAUGACGGAUGUGGAAAGCUUUACACCACUGCAAAUCAUCUUAAGGUACAUGAAAGAACACACACUGGUGACAAGCCGUACUGUUGUGACUUACCCGGCUGUGGCAAAAAGUUUGCAACAGGUUACGGUUUGAAAAGUCACAUCAGGACGCACACUGGAGAAAAGCCUUACCGCUGUCAGGAGAUGGACUGUAAGAAAUCUUUCAAGACCUCAGGGGACCUUCAAAAGCACACUAGAAUUCACACGGGAGAGAAACCAUUUCUAUGUCCAUUCCCGGGCUGUGGACGAUCCUUCACUACCUCAAACAUCUGCAAGGUGCACGUUCGCACGCACACGGGAGAGAAACCGUAUCACUGUCCAGAGCCAGGUUGCAAUCGGGCGUUUGCCAGCGCAACUAAUUACAAGAACCACAUACGAAUCCAUACAGGAGAGAGGCCGUAUGUUUGCACAGUUCCCGGUUGUGACAAGCGAUUCACGGAGUACUCCAGUCUAUACAAACAUAAUGUAGUACACACUCCCUGCAAACCAUACAAGUGCAACCACUGUGGGAAGACGUACAAGCAGAUUUCCACACUGGUCGUUCACAAACGUACUGCACACAAUGACUCGGAGCCUAUAGAGGAGGAGUCAGAGGGCUAUUUUGAACCCCCUUCAGAGGCUAUAGAUGACCCCUCCCUGACUGUAAGCCCUGUGAAAUGUGAAGACAUCUCUGAUGUCACGGAACAACAGCAUGUGACGCUCAUCGCGCAAGAUGACGCAUCACAGGCUAUUGGAAAUGUAAUCACAAUGUUAACACAAGAUGGCAGUGUGAUCACCAUCCCACCCGCUGAGUCUCUGCUGUCGUCCACGGGGGCUCAUUCAGUGACCGUGGUCUCAGAGGACAGGACUGAAGGACAGAUGACUUCUAUGAUGCCAGAAUUUUCAUCUUCCAGGAGCACACAGGAUGAGUUAUCAGGGCAUCGGAUUACACUUCUGGCUACUUCUAAUGGCACACAGAUUGCUUUUCAGCUCAAUGAACAGACUUCACUGGAGGAGGCUCUGAGAAUAGCUUCAUCAUUACAAGGAAGUGAAACAACACAAAUGAGCAAUUAACUUCCUUCGGCCGUCACAUGGGAAUCAGUUUGCAGUGUGACUAGUGACUACUGUACAUGAACAAAUGAUGAACUUUUACCCUUUCGCCACAGUUGUACAGAAAUCAAGCUGUGCACUAUGAUAGCAUUUCUAACGGAUUUUGUCAGAUAUCUGUUUGCAUUUUUUUUUUUUAAUAAAAAGAGAUGAGAGGGA
Molecule: messenger RNA, 2205 nt
Organism: Carassius auratus (goldfish)
Lineage: Eukaryota; Metazoa; Chordata; Actinopteri; Cypriniformes; Cyprinidae
Product: zinc finger protein 143-like
Exons: 17
Coding region: 190-2013 (607 amino acids)
Biological process (GO): regulation of transcription by RNA polymerase II
Molecular function (GO): DNA-binding transcription factor activity, RNA polymerase II-specific; RNA polymerase II cis-regulatory region sequence-specific DNA binding
Source: RefSeq, a predicted model, not a curated record